Molecule: messenger RNA, 2802 nt
Organism: Patella vulgata (common limpet)
Lineage: Eukaryota; Metazoa; Mollusca; Gastropoda; Patellidae
Product: electron transfer flavoprotein-ubiquinone oxidoreductase, mitochondrial
Exons: 1
Coding region: 277-2112 (611 amino acids)
Biological process (GO): electron transport chain
Cellular component (GO): mitochondrial inner membrane
Molecular function (GO): iron-sulfur cluster binding; electron-transferring-flavoprotein dehydrogenase activity
Source: RefSeq, a predicted model, not a curated record
CUUCCCCUGCAUUCAGGUGUCAAGCAACAAAGUCAGUGGAGUUAGUGGAGGAUUUAUGGAACUAAGUAGUUGAGGUCAAGUUUGGGCAGUUUAGAUAAUUCUGUUUUGUCGAAUCAAUGUAUGGAUCUAUGAAUUGAUGUGUUCGGAUCCAAGGACCAUUAAAAUUAGACCUGACUUCAUUCACGAUACGUGAGGACAGAAUUUAAUUCUUCGAGUCCAGGGUCCAUCUUUCAAUAUUUACCUUUUGGCGUUACAUCACCGAGAUUUUACACAACCAUGGCGACUUUAAGUCGAAGGGCAAAAUGUUAUUUACAUUUAGCACGAACUGUUUUUCCUCAAAGAUGUUUAAUGAGUACAUCCCAAUCUUAUCCCAAGAUAACAACACAUUACACACGAUUUCCCAGAGAAUCUGACGAAAGAUGGAAGGAUGUGAACUUUGAAAGAUUUGCAGAUGAGGCGGAUGUUGUUAUUGUUGGUGGAGGUCCCGCCGGAUUAUCCGCAGCAUGUCGACUGAAACAGUUAGCGAAUGAACAAGGCAAAGAGUUACGCGUGUGUUUAGUAGAAAAGGCAGCCGAAUUAGGCGGACACACUUUAUCAGGGGCUUGUCUUGAACCUCACGCCUUGCAAGAACUUUUUCCAGAUUGGCAAGAAAGGGGGGCUCCAUUAAAAACCCCAGUUUCUGCAGAUAAAUUUUCGUAUUUAACUGAAAAGGGGAGAUUUAAUAUUCCAGUUUUACCCGGGAUGCCUAUCAAUAAUCAUGGAAACUACAUUGUGAGGUUAGGGAAUGUCGUCCGUUGGUUGGGAGAACAAGCCGAGGAACUUGGAGUAGAAAUAUAUCCAGGAUACGCAGCAAGUGAAGUGUUGUAUCACGACGACGGCAGCGUGAAAGGAAUCGCGACAAAUGACGUAGGGAUAUCCAAAGAUGGGGCUCCUAAAGAUACGUUUGAAAGGGGAAUGGAACUUCAUGCCAAGAUUACGAUGUUCGGAGAGGGAUGUCACGGUCAUUUAGCGAAGCAACUUUACAAAUCUUUUGAUCUACGAAAAGACUGUGAACCGCAAACAUAUGGAAUCGGAUUAAAAGAAUUGUGGGAGAUUGAACCAGAAAAACAUCAACCUGGACGAGUCGAGCAUACAGUUGGAUGGCCGCUAAAUAGAGAUACAUACGGAGGAACUUUCCUGUAUCAUUUAGACGAAGGGGCACCUUUAGUAGUGGUUGGCAUGGUGAUCGGUUUAGACUAUAAAAAUCCCUACUUGAGUCCCUUCCGGGAAUUUCAGAGAUUCAAACAUCAUCCAUCAGUUGAACCAGUAUUUCGCGGUGGUAAAAGGAUAGGAUAUGGAGCAAGGGCAUUAAACGAAGGUGGAUUUCAGAGUUUACCCAAAUUGACAUUUCCAGGAGGAUGUUUAAUUGGAUGUAGUCCUGGUUUUAUGAACGUACCGAAGAUUAAAGGUACCCAUAAUGCCAUGAAAAGUGGAAUGGUUGCGGCCGAGUCGGCGUUUGAAACUUUAUUUAAUGAAGAUUUGAUUUCUAAUUCCCCAACGAAAGGUUUAGAUCCAGAAUGUUAUGAAACUAGAAUUCGAGAAAGUUGGGUGUGGAAUGAAUUAAAAUCAGUGAGAAACGUUCGACCAUCGUUUAAUACUGGUUUAGGAUUAUUUGGAGGAAUUCUCUACACCGGUUUGUUUUACGUGUUAGGGCGUGGAUUUGAACCGUGGACCCUUUCCCACGGAGGUACAGACAAUUCGAAGUUGAAACCUGCGACAGAGUGUAAAGUUAUAGAAUAUCCGAAACCAGAUGGCGAAGUUAGUUUUGAUAUUUUAACAUCUGUAGCUUUAACUGGUACAAAUCACGACCACGAUCAACCCGCGCAUCUCACCUUAAUGGACGACAAGGUCCCUGUUGACGUGAAUUUACAACUUUACGAUGGGCCGGAGCAGAGAUUUUGCCCAGCUGGGGUAUAUGAAUAUGUUGAAACGGAAGAUGGCAGUGGAAAGAGACUACAGAUUAAUGCUCAGAACUGCAUUCAUUGUAAAACAUGUGAUAUCAAAGACGUUACUCAAAAUAUAAACUGGGUUUGUCCACAGGGUGGGGAGGGGCCAGCUUAUAAUGGCAUGUAAAUAGACCUAAUUAGUAAAUAAACCCUAGAGAGUGUGUAACUGUGAAAUUGACAUAUUUGAAUUAUGACAUCACAUGUAUCAAAACAUGGAAUACCUCGGGGAAUAAAAUGUGUGAAUGGUGGCUAUUUAAUGUUUUCUACAGAUUUAUGCUUUGUUAAACCGGCUGAUUGUCUUUGUCAUUUUUGGAACAAUACACAUGUAUCAAAUUAUGCUUAUUUCACACUUAAAGCAGCAUUAUUAAAGAUUAGAUAAAGAGCUGACAGUUCUCGCUAUAAUAGUUAAAAACUAGAUACUGAAAACAAAAUAAUAUGCUGAAAAUUUCCAUCAAAUUGCUUCACUCUGAACCGAGAUGUUAGCGACUCAAUUUUAGGGUAGCCUCGAUCGUCAUUACUACCCGUUGUAACGAUAAUCCAUUUUUACAGUUAAGUCUGAAUAAAUGAAUACUCGUUUUUCUAAACCCAGGGAUUCUGUUGUGUAUAAAAGUCACUUAAAAUGCAAGUACAUUGUACAUCUACAUGUACAUCUACAUGUACAUGUACAUUCACCAAGAUCUCCAAUUAGUUUAUUUAUGUUUCAGAAGGAUUGGUGGAUAUUUUGUUGUUUUGGAAUUAUAUUAUUAAAUUUGAACACAUUGUAUUAAUAGAUCAAUAUAUAUUUGUUUAUUUACAUUAAAUAUUAUCGAUGCAUUUA